GCUCCUGUUUUCACAGAGCUGACCACCACGGCUGCGGGAUGGAGUUACCGACCCGCAGCAUAAAGACAAGCUGUGUGCUUCGCCAUCGUUGAUUCAAACAACCCGACCUCAGAAUAACAGGGCCCUUCCUCCAUGAUUUUUGCAGUGGAGGAUGGUGUACAGAGGGGACGAUGUCCAAAGCCAAACCAGAUGCCAAGCCUCAGCAUUUUUAACCUUUGCUGAUAGCUUUUCCUGACGUGAUUUUGCAAGAAUGACAUAAAAGGCAUAGGCUUAGACUGGCCCAGCUGGAGGGUAUUUCACUAAUCAGGAUUACUGAGUUAGCUGCACAACUGCUGCGAGUAAAACCCAGAACAGCUCUUAUUUCAGUCCAUGUUCCAAAUUUGGGAGGGCUCCGGGUUUUAAUUGGUGCAGUUAUCUGGCUAACUCAGUAAUCCUGCUUUGUGAAACAGGGCCCUGGUCAGGGUCUCGCAUCACCUUGAGCCGGUGAGUGUUUGGUCACAGUGUUUUGGGAUGCUUGUGCCCGCGGACAGAUCUACAAUCCGAGUGCUUUCUCAGGUGCUCUGCUCAGGAAUAUCUGGCUCUGCACGGAGAGCAAAUUUAAAGCUUGGUUCAAUGUCCAGGGAGUGCCAGAGGUUGAGGUCAGUGGGGUCAGAGGUGAAAUAUGCAAGCUGCUCAGUCCAGUUAUUUAUUCGCUGACGUAACCAGCACCGGAAAUGGGAGCGUGGCUACAAUGUUACCAGACCAGACAUGCAGUCCUCCAGUACACGCACAUCUGGCCAUUAUAACCAUACCUUUUUACAUGCUGUUACUGUAUUUAUUUUUUCUGUUCAUUAGCGGUUUUGUUUUUAUCAAUGUUUUAAUGAAAUGAAAUGUGAAGUGCUCCUGCACUGACAGACCAGUCUAUAUUGAAAAUGCCUUAAGUAUGCUUCUAGUACAGUGGUCUCCAACCCUGCUCCUGCAGAGAUACAGGGUCUGCUGGUUGUCAUAGUGAAUCUGCACUUCAUGAAGCAGUUGAGCAGUUGAUUACACAGUUAACUCAACUCACCUGGUGUCUUGGGUCUGAAUUGGGUGCUGAUUUUAAGGUGAAAACAAAAACCAGCAGACCCUGUAGCUCUCCAGGACCAGGGUUGGAGACUACUGUUCUAGUAUCAUGAAACUAGCUUUUCAAGAGAGAGAAGGUACUCAAGUCUGGCCCUCAAGGCCAGUACAGGUUUUAAUUCUUCCCCUCUUAUCAGGACUGAUUUAAACCUGAGAUACCAGGUGGGUAAAUCUCUCCAAAUCAGUGGCCUUAAUCAAUCAAUGAAUUAUCAGGUAUAAAAGAAAACCAGCUUUACUACUGGCCUUUAGAGCCAGAUUUGAGUAUCACUGAGGUAGAUCUGUCUACAGCAGGGGUACACUGCUCUAGUCCUUGGAGGGCUGGUGUGCCUGCAGGUUUUUAAUGUGUUCAGUGCUUAAUUUAAGUCACUGAUUGGUGAGAACAAUAAACAUUGUUCAGAAGUCCUAUGCUGAUAGAUUGGCUGCACUGAUUGAGAGGAAACCACAAAAACAUCAGCACUGUGGCCCUCCAUGAUUGAACGUAGAGGUGGACAAUCCAACUUCAGAAAAUAAGUCUUCCGUAGUAUUUUGCUCCAAUCACCUUGUUUUGCUAAUUCUUCAGCCAGGAGGUAAAACUAAUUAGUGAAAUCAGCUAGCUGACUUUAUUGGUAGAAGAAACACAAGACCAGACUUCUACUAUCUGACCCUUGGACUUUCCACCUCUGGACACCACUACACACUGAUACAGUAGGGGGCAGUAUUCAUUCAACCAGCUGAUGCACAACCUAUUAAUGAAUCUAGCGGCGGAGAAUUCCUCGCACUAACAUGAAGGAAAAACUGUGCUGACAGGACCAGGAUGAAGAGAUGAGAAGACCCUCCUAAUUUAGGAAGGAAGGAAAGCAAAUUUUGGUGACUCAUUUCAAGUACUCAGGCUGGCUGAUGAUUGGUGGAUCAGGCUAUGGGUGGAGUACCAACAAGAAGUCUGUUGAGCUGUGGAUUUAUUCAAGCUUGUUAUGGUCAUUAGUAAGGGAUUGCAGCAAAGAAAAAUGGUCUCUGAGCUUGGGUUCAGGGUUCUGCUCUGUUUAUAAUGGAAGUGGAGAACCCGAGUAAGGCCUUCCUACCCAGCCCACUCCCGACAGGACAGAUUCAGCUCUCGGGUUUGAGAAGUUCCAUGUCACAGAGAAGGUCGCCAGUGUCCGUUCAUUCAAAGUGGAGUCUCUGGUGUCCAGUUGUCCCCAGCCUCGUCUGGAACUCACGGUAGCGAGGAAGGCUGGAGAGAAGUCUGGAGGCUGGCGCAGUACCACAUGAUGAGAUCGAUGAAUCAAGAUGAGUCAAACCUCCCUUCUCAAAAAGUCCUCAGCCCACCGUCCGGGUUGGGCUACCCCCAUGAGGAUCACCAGUCCUGCAGCCGGUCCCCGUACAGGGAUCCCGUCUCAGAUGGCCUGCCGGGGUACGAGCAUCCGGACGCCUCCAGGGCCGGGGGCCCCGCCCUGAGCCCCCGGAUUGAGAUCACCCCGUCCCAUGAGCUGUACCACCACGGAAGGGACACCCCGCAGGCCCAGCCCGUCAACAUCGGCGUCUGGCCCUCCCUGACGGUCCCGGGACUGGAGGGCGUGGCCUACCGAGAGGCCCAGUGCCUGAGCCCCGCCAGCAGCAACUCCUCCACCAGCUGGCACUCGGAGAGCUACUCCCCCUGGGCGUCGCCCUGCGUGUCGCCCAGCGGGGGGGGCACCGCCACCGACCUCUGCCCGCGCUUCCAGAAUAUCCACACCUGCUCUCCCCAUACCUCCCCCGGCACCUCCCCCCGCACCAGCGUCACCGAGGAGACCUACCUGGGGGCGCGGUCGCCCUCCCCCCGCCCGGGGUCCCGCUCCACCUCGCCGCAGGGGAAGAGGACCUACGACAUGUACCAGAACCCCUCCCUGGCCCCCCGCGUCCGCUCCCGGAGCCCGUCCCCCCACGGCGGCCGCGACGACCAGCACCGCCCCCCCGCCCCCGCGCAGUACGGCCCCCCUGCUGGCCUGGCCGAGGCGGUCAACGGCCUCGGCGCCGGCCUGGGCGGGUCGGUCCCCACCAAGAUCGUCAAGUCCAACCUGGACUACCAGGCCUAUGGCGAGAGCCAGCCGGACAGCUUCCUGUUCUCCUGCGAGCAGGACGUGAAGGGCAAGACCGAGUCCUUCUAUGUCAUUCCACAAAUCUGGCCCAAUCAGCUGGUCCCCAGCCUCUGCAGCAUUCCGGUGGCUUCCUUGCCCUCCCUGGAGUGGCCCGUCCCCAGCCAGAACGACCAGUACGAGCUCCGCAUAGAGGUCCAGCCCAAACCCCACCACCGCGCCCACUAUGAGACGGAGGGCAGCCGGGGAGCGGUCAAGUCCCCCAGCGGGGGCCAUCCGGUGGUCCAGCUGCAUGGGUACCAGGGCAAAGAGACUCUGGGCCUGCAGAUCUUCAUCGGCACGGCCGACGAGAGGAUCCUCAAGCCCCACGCCUUCUACCAGGUCCACCGAAUCACCGGCAAGACCGUCACCACCACCAGCUACGAGAAGAUAGUCCACAGUACCAAGAUCUUGGAGCUCCCUCUGGAGCCGAAGAACAAUAUGAGGGCAGUAAUUGACUGUGCGGGGAUUCUGAAACUGAGGAACGCGGACAUCGAGCUGAGGAAAGGGGAGACAGACAUCGGGCGAAAGAACACGCGGGUUCGUCUGGUGUUCCGGGUGCACAUACCCCAGCCUGGGGGCCAGUACCUGUCUCUCCAAGUGGCUUCCCAUCCCAUCGAGUGCUCUCAGAGAUCGGCCCAUGAGCUCCCCAUGGUGGAGAAGCAGGACAUGGACCGCUGCUCAGUUCUGGGGGGACAGCAGAUGAUCCUGACUGGGCAGAACUUCACUUCCGAGUCCAAGGUGGUCUUCAGCGAGAAAACGCACGACGGACAGCAGAUCUGGGAUGUGGAGGCCUCUGUGGACAAAGACAAGAGCCAGGCUAACAUGCUGUUCGUGGAGGUCCCGCGGUACCGAGACCCGUCCAUUUGCCGACCCGCCAAGGUGAACUUCUACGUGAUCAACGGGAAGAGGAAACGCAGCCAGCCCCAGCAUUUCACCUACACUCCACUGCCAGUGACGUCCAUUAAAACAGAGCGAGUUGAUGACUACCAGUCCAGCCAGAUGGGCUAUGCAGUGUCUCAGGUCCUGGGGGCAUCUCCCCAGUCUUAUUACCACAAUCUCCAUGGCCUGGUCAACCAGAACAGCGGCCUGCUGGGCAGCAUGGGGCCUGCCUGUGAGCUCUCCGGCCCGGACUCCCGCUACCAGCCGCAGAACCCUGCCAUCAUCUACCCCUGGGGGGCCAAGGCCCUGGGGGGCAGCCCCCUGCUGUUCCAGCAGCUCGGGGGCGGGACUCCUGAAGGGCACCAGGCGGCGCUGGUCCACCCCGCCUCCCAGGCUGAGCCACGCCUCGCGGGCACCACGCAGCUUUCCGUGUCUCCCCGCCAGCACUCCUCCUCCUCCUCCACCGCCCUACACGUCUCUCCCACCAAUCACCUGCUCCGAGGAGCUGCGUCGUUGCCCGGGCAACAGCCUCUCCCGUACUGCGACGACGCCUUCCCCAGCGCCCGCUCUGCGGCCCACCCUCCGGCAGCCUACCAUGGAGUCAUCCACCCUCAGCCCCACCCCGUGCCCAAGGUGCCCAGGCCCCCGCCAGGGCAGGCAGACCCCCAGCGGGGCCCCUCAGCCAGGGUCACCAUUAAGCAAGAGAACCUGGACCAGGUCUACCUGGAUGAUGUUAACGAGAUCAUAAGGAACGACCUGACUGUCCACGGCAGGGGUCAGACGUAGACGCCUCCCGGCGCUCCUCCGAGACAUCGCCCUGGAAUCCCACCGGCCCUGCGUCCUCCCCCCUCCGCCCCUCUCCAAUUGCCGCUGCCCUCCGAUUCGUCCGAUUUAUACAGCUCACCUGCCGAAUGUCCAGCCUACUCACGCCCGUUUUCACUGAGCAAACCCGGCGCUACGUCUCACAGACACUUGAGUAAACAAGAAUGUGCCUUACUUUGGCUGCUGAGAAAGCCACAUUGGUCACAGAUAGGAAAAGCUAAAUGACAUCUUCUUACAGCUAUUUCACAGUAUCUGUAAAUAUGCUCGCUUAUUACUAAAGAUGGGUAAGGUUUCAUGAUGGCUUCAUGACUGUUUAACAAAUUGCAGUCAGGAACCUUUUGCCAGAGAAUAGCUAACUGUACAAUGCCUUCUUCAACUAACAUUGAAAAAAAUAGUGGGUGAAAGAAUUCUUUACCCACCUCUGUGUAAAAAAAUGUUGUUGCACCUGUUAGAAACCUGUUAGAUUCAUGUUAAAUGAAGGAAUCUAUUUUUUAUUUUUUCUUAUCUGUCAUUUUAGUUCCUUGAUAUUUUGAAGCAUUUUACCAAAGAAACAAUAUAUCUUUGAAGAAGCAUAUUUUUUCUUGUCCAGUCCAGGUCUUUGAAAAUAAGCAUUGAGUAGUGUUUGUUUUAGUGUGUAGUCUUAAUUUGUUUCUUGCUUUUUUUUUAAGUAUAUGUCCGUGUUUAUAUGAGCGCUUGACAAUAACGUAGAAGCUCUUGCUGCACGUGAGCAUUUUAAAAAUAAUCAUUGAUAACUUGACACUGAAGGAGUAUCACACAGCACAAAGUUUGCAGCAUAUCUGAAAUGCCAAAGAUAAGUUCUGUAGAAAGCCAUUUACACUGUAUUUGCACAGCAGUUUCUUGUUUUGUGAUUGCUUUGCAGUUAUUUUGAUACAUUUAUUUUUGCAAAUACUUGACAAAGAAUAAUCUCCAGUGCACCUAGACAGCAGGAAUCGGGGCCCCUGCAAACCAGCCGGAAUCAGGUUUCACUCCACUGUUCUGCUAAUAGCCAUGUUGUAAUAUCCUUCAUUUAUUUGGAAAACUUUAAAGCAGUGUUACGUCUGCCUCGGGCAAGGAGACAUCGCAGGCUCCUUUCAAUUCACAGCCUGAAAACGUAGCAGCAUAACACCUUAAUUUUGGAUUUUGUUUUUUAACGAGCCUCAGGUCCGUGCGAAAGCAACACAUUUCGAGACACGGAAGUAACAGGGUAACACCAGAUUCCCUUGCACAUCAUUACUCCGGGAUUCUGGCAUGGCCUUGGGGGCUACCUUAUUACCUUCCACUGCGGAUUGAGUAUAAAUAUUUGUUUUUAUGUGUGUGCCCUGCGAGGAUUAAAGUGCCUUACAUUUAACCAAACUGUUAAAGUAAAUUUUGCAUGAUGAUGACCCCAUAAUUCCUGAAGUAUUUAUUCCUAAAUAGUGGUGCAUAUGGAAUUUGUGCAUAAGUUGUCCUAUACGUAUUUGUUUUGGAUUCUAAUACUUUUCUGUGCUCUAUUGAUCUUGCCUGGUAGAAUUGAGCCUGCCAAUAUUACCAGAAGGCGGGGUUUGCAUUUAGAGAGUAUUUCAUUGGUUCCAAUACACCAGACAAGAUCAGUAAAGCGUAAUAAAGUAUUUGAAUCCAAAACAAAUACAUAUUUGACCCAGGUCUGGCAUGGGGCCUUUCAACAGAUUCAUCACAACCAAAGCAUCGGUUACAUGUCCUGAUUAUUUUCCACAGCUGUCUGCUACAAGGACCGACUUUGCACCGUGUGAAUGCUCUCCUGACUCGUACUUUAGGAAACCGGCUUUUCCAUACGUAUGUAAAUGUUUGACUUUGCGGGUUUUCCGGCUAUUGUAAUGAAAAGGCGCAGUGCAGAAACACCGGCAAACUGUGUGUGUCAUGCUUUCCAUUCGCUUCGAAACGAUUACAAUUAGCAGAAGUCAAGGGGUAGAGAUCAUGCAGUGGACAGGCCUGGACCUCUGUAAAAACAUAAAAAUGGAAACAUGAUGGUGAUAAUACUAAUAAAUAGAAUGACUGUGGAGUAGCACAUUUAAAAAGAAUUAUUGGACUAUAUUUUUAAAAACUGGUUACAUUUUAUAUCUGUAAAAUGUAAUGUUAUUCAGCAAUACCUAAAAGACAUCUCUACUGUAGUGUGACUGAUGUUAAUAAUUGGUAUGUGUAAUACAAUGAUUCGAUUUUCAGAGGCGUAUUUGAAUUGUUUGUGGAAGUUAUGCUGAAUUCCUUUGGUUAACCUUAUAUAGUCUCAUUUGUGUAGAAUGUGAUUUAUUAACACAUUUAAAAUUAUAUUUAGAUUUUUUAAAAUCGGCUUAGAGAGGACUUCAGUACUUUGGUUUAAAUAUAUUUUGGGAGACUGUCACAUUGAUGUAAAUAAUUUGGAAACAGUUAUUUUAUUUGGAAUUAUGUACUUUGAUAGAUUUUAUAUGUUUUUAUUGUUUUGCAUGGAGUGUAGAAACUGCAAACUCUGUUUCCCCUUUGUUUUAAAUUCCCACGUUUUACUCCUGCCUUAAUCAUCAGCAAAGUCUUAUUUUUGUAUUGAGUUCCAUGUGUGUUGCAGUACAAUGUACAGUAUGUCACUGUUAGAAGGCAUUGUCUGUCAUUUUGCCUUGAAGGCUUAUUGCAUAUGCAGUUCAAAAGUAAUUAUGUAUGUUUUGCUGUGUAGUCAUCUCAGUUACCCUUGUGUACAAACUAUGCUUUAACUUUGGAAUUUAUACCCUGAAUGUACUCUUUAGCCAAAUAUACUGUUCUUACGUACUGUAAAUAGACAACGGCUGAACUUUGUAUAAAAAAAAUACAUUUUUGGAAGGGUGUAGGUAGAAGUAAAAAAAUUUUAGUCAUAAACUGAAUCAGUUGGAUACCCUUCUUUGGAUGCCUUAUUAAUAUAUUAAAUGCGGAUCUACAUAGCUAAUUAAAUAUUGAAAUAUAGUAAUGCAUCACUUAUAAUGCAUUAGACUGGUCAUGUUUUUGUUCCGGUUCAUUAUUGUUUACUUCCAUUUUUGCUAUGCAAUCUUGCUAUCUUGUUGCAAUUUUACUUAUUAGAGCAUUUUACCUACAAUUCAACAAUAAAUUUGAAACAUUCUUGUCA
Messenger RNA from Anguilla rostrata (American eel), 7968 nucleotides. Its product is annotated as nuclear factor of activated T-cells, cytoplasmic 2-like. NCBI's taxonomy places the organism in Eukaryota, Metazoa, Chordata, Actinopteri, Anguilliformes, Anguillidae. Bases 2340 to 4853 code for a protein of 837 amino acids. Gene Ontology annotation, molecular function: DNA-binding transcription factor activity, RNA polymerase II-specific; RNA polymerase II cis-regulatory region sequence-specific DNA binding; transcription factor binding. The record is from RefSeq and is a predicted model, not a curated record. Gene Ontology annotation, cellular component: transcription regulator complex. The transcript has 16 exons. Gene Ontology annotation, biological process: calcineurin-NFAT signaling cascade; cytokine production; regulation of transcription by RNA polymerase II.